Caenorhabditis auriculariae is the source of this 3453-nucleotide messenger RNA. The record is from the annotation of a GenBank genome assembly. Lineage: Eukaryota; Metazoa; Nematoda; Chromadorea; Rhabditida; Rhabditidae.
AUGGUGAGUUGAUGUCUAAGACUAGUUUUAUUCCACAAGAAAAAGUAGAAUUUUCGUGAUGUGAAGGCUUAACCUCAUUACGAACUUAAAAGAUCGUUCAAACCGGAAUCAAGUUUGAAAAUUCAGGUUCACCGUCGUCGGACACGCCACGCGUUGGAUGCCCCCCGGUGAGAUGUACAGACCCCGCAAUAGAUCGAAGUUUCUCUUCUCGCAGGACUUCUGAUCCAUUCCUUUUUGUGUCCUCAUGUUCAAAUGGACGUGACUCGUUCAUUUCAUAAUUUUUUUCAUUUCUUGUAGCGCAACACCCCCGGUAAACGCUCUCCUCACAUAGAGCUGUAUUUUUUUUUAUUCGUUUUUUUUCUCGUUUUUUUUUUAUGAAUUUUUGAAUACUGCCAGGCUUGAAAAUCUACGGAAAUAUCUCGCCGAAACCGCAUGUCUUUCAUGUAGAUAGGAAUUUUUUUUUAAUUUUCAAGAGAGUGAGAACUUGUUGCUGAAAUUUGCGAACAUCGGAAUAUGUAUAUUGAUAACUGUGGCUAUUUCUUUGAAUUUGAAGGAUUUUUUAGAAUCUGAUUGUUUCGAAUAAAUAUGUCGAGGGGUAUAUAUUUUCGUCGCUCAAGUUCCGACCCUAUAACCAAUUAGAACGCAAGCCAUCCACAGAGCGUUCAUGAAUGACGUCAUUGUACUUGACAUUUACAUUCUGAACAGACUAUACCAAUUUACCGAAAUUGAGCGCGUGCACCCCACGGUGUUUUUUUCAUUACGCAAGGUCAUGACUUUUCGUAAAUUAUGAUGCUUAGGGUGUAAGCACACCGAGACGCAAUAUCGCAUACUCAAAAUGUUUUUUUUUCAAUUUUAGAAUUUGCGAUUUCAGGAUAAUAGUCCUGAAAUGUUCGAAAUUUGUCAGUUUGAAGAAUAUGAUGUGAAAUAAACAUUCACUUACGUUAAAAAAAACAUUUAGGAACGAUUUCAAAAAGGGGAAAACUCUAAAUUACUGAUUACAAAGUAAAAAAACAAAAAAAUAAUAUGUAGGUGAAGCAGCUCCCAUUGAAUAAGCAUUUAUAAAUACGAAAAAAAUAUUGAAAUGAGGAAAAAUUCGAGGAGCAAAUGAAAAACAUUUUAUAUACCUCGAAAAACCUAGUUUCAGAAAAAAACAUAUAAUGGAUAGAAAGCAGAAAAUUUAGAAAAAAAAAAACCUCGUAUGGCGAAAUUUUUGUUUAAAUCCGAAAAACCAUCAAAAAACUAGAAAAAAAAAUAAUUUAGAUGAUGCAUAUAUCAAAAUCAUUAAACUGCAUCAGCAAAUUCAAUUUGGCUCUAAUUUACACGAAACCGGUUUUAAACUACGUCAAAGGAACUAGAUAAUAACUUUUUUUAUUAUUAACUGAUUAAAUUAAAAAAACUAUAGUUUCCGAAAUAGAGUGACUCUUUUUCAUGUCGCGAAACAGAUUUCAAAAAUUUUUGAAAAAAAUUAGGACUUUUUAGAAAAAAAUCUUCAGCUCUUUUUGAGAAAAAUAGUUAAAGAUCUGAAACCGGUUUAGAAAAAAAUGCGCAAUUAAAAGCUCCACAAGAUGUACCCAUAGAGAGGCGGAUCACAUAAAUGCAAGAAAUAGAAAAAAAGUAAAAAAACCAAGGAAAAAAAGUGAAGAAAUUCAAUUUUUUUGCAUCAGAAACCAUGAGAAGGGCGCAAUAAUGCGCCAUGGAUAAUAUGCCGCUGGGACCCAAAAUUUCGCAUUUUUUUCAUUGCGCGGAACACCGUGACCCACCGACCUUUAUUUCAACGCCGCGUGUAAGAAAAAAUUCCUUCUGACGAAAAUGUAAUCCAGUGCUUUAAGCGCAAGAAAUGGCAAACGCUCAAAUUUGGUUGAUUUUUUGGGGCGUUACGAUACUCAGAAGUCGUGCAGAAAAAUUGCGAAGUGUUUGCGGGCUAUAAUAUAUAACACUAAGAAUAACUGCCCCGAUAAACGCGAGACACUGGCGGUAUAUUGACGAGCUCGCAAACAUCUCGCUUUUUUUCUCGCGCCGGUCUCGCAUUUUUCUGGGCGCGAGCUCGCAUUUUUCUAGGCGCGAGCUCGCAUUUCUCUCGCAAUUUUAAAAUUUCCGAAAUGCAAGAUAAAUGCGAGAUGGCGCCGUGAAAAAUGCGAGGUCGCGCCGAGAGAAAUGCUGGAUCGCGCCUAGAAAAAAGCGACAUUUUUGCGAGUUAGUCAAUGUACCGCCACCGAGCUCGCAUUUAUCUCGUCAGUUAUUCUUAGUGUAACACUGAUAAAUUAUAGAAAAUCCCUUUUUAUUUUUUUAAACUCAAACAUAUUUGAAGAAUAGCGCUUAAAAAAUCGAAAAAGUAAGUGGAUUUCAUUCCUGAUUCAUUGAUGAAUUUUUGGAGAUAAUGGCGAACAAGUACAUGUCUGUGGCCAAAGACUUUAUUAAGAUGUGCGCCACGAACAAAGCAUUCGCCCAAGCAGCUGGUGCAGGAAGGGUAUCAUAUUUUUAAUUUCUUUUUUUAACUUAAAAAAAGUUAGAAAGUGUUGGUCUGACUCUCCUAUUUAGUUACAUAUCGCAUCUCAUAGAAUUACAAAUAUUGGCCGAAGAUGGUGAAAAAAACGUUCAAGCACAUGUUUCAAGUGUAGGUAGAAAACGUUUCAUCAAGCAUAUUUUUUUAACAACUUAUUAUGAGAUUAUGUUCCUUUUCUCCCUAACCAAAUUUCUUUGAAUAAGUAAGGGGUCAGUUAAUCCGCAUCAUGGGUUUUUCCCUCUCCUGCAACAUCGCCAUACCAUCUCGAUGUUGAAAUUAAAGGAAAUGGAAGAAAACCAUAUUUUCGCAAAAUCAAUGACUUGGGAAACUCAAGGCGACGGCAGUGCACGUGGAAGAAGGUCGUCUAAAAGUCGAGCUCGAAGUUCGAGAGGAGAUGACGAAUCCGUUUGGGACGCUCCAUGGUGGCUGCACGGCCACACUCAUCGACGUAUUCACUACCGGCGCUCUUCUUUGCACGGAACGCGGUGCUCCUGGCGUCUCCGUCGACCUCCACGUAUCGUUCGUUACUUUCGAAUCAACUCGAAAAAAAAAUAAUACUCUAUUUUUGCAGCCAUUUUUACAUCUAUUUUCCUAGGUGUUUGAUAGAGCACGGAAAAGUAUAAUUUCAGCAUUUGUAAAAAAAAUUUCGAAUUCUAACAUCAAAGUCAUGCAUUUAAAACACAACAAUAUAUCGUGAAUAAACCAUAUAAUUUGUUCUAAACACCAAAAAAAAACCGAUUUUCAAGAUACAUGGCUGCCGCAAAGGCUGGCGAGAUCCUGGUGCUAGACUCUGUCGUAGCCAAGCAGGGUAAAUCCAUGGCUUUCACAAAGGUCAGUGAUAAAAUUUUGAAAAAAACGUUUUUUUAAAGGCGGACGUGUACCGAAAAAGCGAUAAUGUACUGGUUGCCACAGGGCUGCACACGAAAGCCUUCCCACAAAUCAAAUCAUAA